Molecule: messenger RNA, 7523 nt
Organism: Closterium sp. NIES-67
Lineage: Eukaryota; Viridiplantae; Streptophyta; Zygnematophyceae; Desmidiales; Closteriaceae
Source: the annotation of a GenBank genome assembly
UGCCAGGAGGAUUCUACAGCGCCUAGGAUUUGACGUAGGAUUUUACGGCUCUAAGACACUCUGGUUUCCCGUCUGGCACUGCUAGAUUCGCCGUUCCUCGCGUCUCGCCUGUCGCUCAUUCGACUGCGUUUCUUUCCCGCAACUGAGUUCAUUUCCUGACCUCCGAUUUUCCCUCGUCUCUGCUGGCUUGCGUCGAACAGUUUUCGGAUCAGGAGCUCCGAGGCCGGAUUCUUCUCGCGUUCAUAGUUCGCUCGACGAAUUCCCCGUAGCACGCGUUUAUCCUCUCUCCUUCCACCUGUGGAUAGGUCAUAGUCGUGCAGCUGUCGUUUAUAGCAGUAGCAGCUGUCGUUUAUAGCAAUAGCAGCUAUCGAUUAGAGCAACCGCAGCUGCUUCUUACUAAAUCGCGGCUGUCGCCUACUGGAAGCCGCAGCUCAGCUGGGUUAACAAUGGCUUUCGGCGAGAUUUUAGGCGCGUCGCUGGAGGUCCCUCGAGUGACGUCAACCCUGCGAGUGCUGGUGCGCGAUGGCGGCCGUCCCUUCGACGUGGAUCAGCAGCUGCUGCAGCGGAAGCAGGCACUCGCGCUGCGAAGCCCAGCUGGCGCUACGUCAGCAGACGCACGCCACGUGGCACCAGCGGUGGGUGCUACGUCACUGGCGCAGCGACUGGUGCCUGAGUGGGAGAAAGCCCCUGCCAGUGUGCGGGACGCAUACGAGUCGUUCCUGGUCGCCGUCCAAUCACUGCUCGCCACAGAGCUGCCCUCUGCCGACCUGCAUGAGGCGGCAGGAGUGGCGUUUGACUGCAUUGACCAGCAGCUGGGGGCGAGAAGAGCGGAGAAGGGAGAAAAGGAGGGAGGCGAGGCAAGCGGUGGUCUUGCCGCGGCCCUGAGUGAAGCGGAUUCGCUCUCGGAUUCGGACCUCGGCAGUAUCAGGUCUCACCUUUCCACCCUCCUCGGCCAUACCUCCCCAGACCUCGCUCUCCUCCGUCGAGCCAUCUCCCUCACACUCCAGCUUCUCUCCUGGCAGCGCACCCACCACACCAAACCGCACCACCACCACCAGAACCGCUCUGCACCACACCAAGAACCCAUGUUUGGGUCAGAUCUACCCUUCCAGGUGCCUGCUGCUGGUUUGGACGGCAACCAGCUGCUGCAGCAGUUCUGGGAGGAGGUCAGAGCCCGCACACAGGCGCGGGCUCAGGUGGACUCUCAGGUGGACUCUCAGGUGGAAGCUCAGGUGGCAGCUCAGGUGGAUUAUCAGGUGCCAGUUCCGGUGCCGGCCCAGGCGCAGGAACAGGUGCGAGAACACAUUCUAACAGGUGCUGAUGGUGGUGCUGGUGGUGGCAGCAAGGAGGGCGAGGAGGGGCCGCGUGACUUGCGCUGGCUGCACCAGUCGUGUGUGCAGGCGGCCCAGUGGGGGGGAGGGGCGCAGCUCACUGCAGACGAGCUGUCCCUGGCUGUGCUCAAGCUGAUGCAGUCGCCUGGCUCAGGAGAUGAGGUUGCAGGUGAGCUGUUCAACUUGGUGGGAGAUCAAGGCUUUGAGUUCAUCCAGCAACUGCUACAGCAUCGGAAGGCCCUAGUAUCCGCUGCUCAGUCCGCCCUCUCAGCCUUGAAAGAGGCAAUGGAUUCGGACGCAGCAGGCAGUGGCGCCAGCAACAGCCACAUUCGUCAUGGCGCCAGAGUGACCGUGCAGACGGAGUCGGAGAAGCAGCUGGAGAAGCUGCGGAAGAAGGAGGACAAGCGGAUCGCGCGGGCUGCAGCAAAGACAGGAGGAGGAGGGGGAGUGGGCGGGCCAGGAGGGGGGAGAGGGGGAGUGGAGGGGGAAUUAGCGUGGCUGCUGGGCGCUGGGGGGUUUUCGGCGUUGGUGGAAGCGGGGGAGAACAGAGGGGGAGGGGUGAUCGAUGCGCUGAUCGGCACAGGGGACGAUGCUGUGCCUGUGAGGGCGCUGCCUGUGGGCACAAAGAGGAAGACUUAUAAGGGGUAUGAGGAGGUGCAUGUGCCGCCGGUGGUUGCGGAAGGGGGGGCGGGGCGGGCGCAGGAGAAGCUGGUUAAGGUGGCUGAGAUGGAGCCGUUCGCUCAGAAGGCGUUUGAGGGCUUUCAGACGCUCAAUCGGAUUCAGAGCCGCAUCUACCAGCGCGCCUUCUACUCCAACGAGAACCUCCUGGUGUGUGCGCCAACAGGAGCAGGCAAGACCAACAUUGCGAUGAUCACUGUUCUGCAUGAGGUGGGAGCCAACUUCAAGAACGGAGUGCUGCAAAAGAACGACUUCAAGGUUGUCUACGUGGCUCCGAUGAAGGCGCUAGCAGCGGAGAUGGCGGCAGCAUUUGGGCGGCGCUUGGCCCCUCUGGGCCUGGCGGUGCGAGAGCUGACUGGCGACAUGCAGCUAACCAAGCGGGAGAUGGAGGAGACACAGAUGAUCGUGACGACGCCGGAGAAGUGGGACGUGAUCACGCGCAAGAGCUCAGACGUGUCCAUGGCGUCGCUGGUGCGGCUGCUUGUCAUCGACGAGGUGCAUCUGCUCAACGACGACAGAGGGCCCGUUAUCGAGACGCUGGUGGCUCGAACCCUGAGGCAGGUGGAGAGCUCUCAGAGCAUGAUUCGCAUCGUGGGCCUGUCAGCCACGCUGCCAAACUACACAGAGGUGGCGCAAUUCCUCCGUGUCAACCUGGACACCGGUCUUUUCUACUUCGAUGCGUCGUACCGCCCCGUGCCACUCUCCCAGCAGUACAUUGGGGUCUCAGAGCCCAACUUUGCCCGUCGCAACACGCUCAUGCACGAGAUUGCAUAUGAGAAGGCCAUGAAUGCAGUGAAGAACGGCAAGCAGGCCAUGGUGUUUGUGCACUCCAGGAAGGACACUGUUAAGACUGCGAGAAUACUGAUGGAGACGGCUCAGAGGAAUGGCGAGGUGGAGCUGUUCAACCCGCAGGAGCAGCCGCAGUACAAACUCAUGGAGAAGGAUGUGCAGAGGUCGCGCAACAGGGAGCUGGGCGAGCUCUUCCAGGCAGGAUUUGGCAUCCACCAUGCUGGCAUGCUGCGCCCUGAUCGCUCGCUCACUGAGAAGCUCUUCAGCAUGGGGCUCGUGAAGGUGCUUGUGUGCACAGCCACGUUGGCGUGGGGAGUCAACCUGCCAGCUCACACUGUCAUCAUUAAGGGCACUCAGCUGUAUGACGCCAAGGUUGGCGGCUUCCGAGAGCUGGGCAUGCUGGAUGUGAUGCAGAUCUUUGGGCGGGCGGGUCGGCCACAGUUUGAUUCGAGUGGCGAGGGAAUCAUCAUCACGGCUCACAACCAGCUCGCACACUACCUGCGCCUCAUGACCCACCAGAUGCCAAUAGAGUCGCAGUUCGUGGCGAUGCUGAAGGACAAUCUGAACGCGGAGGUGGUGCUGGGGACGGUCACCAACGUGAAGGAGGCGUCUGCCUGGCUGGGGUACACCUACCUCUUCGUGCGCAUGCAGGCCAACCCAUUGGCGUACGGCAUGACGUGGCAGGAUGUAGCCAUGGAUCCAGGCCUGGUGGCUCGGCGCCAGGCCUUGAUCACCGAGGCUGCGAGGUCGCUGGAUCGGGCCAAGAUGAUGAGGUUCGACGAGAGGAGCGGGCAGCUGUACGUCACAGAGCUGGGACGGGUGGCGAGCCACUUCUACAUCCGAUACACGUCCGUGGAGACUUAUAAUGAGCUGCUAAGACGACACAUGAGCGAGAGCGAGAUCGUAGACCUGAUAGCUAGAUCGUCCGAGUUCGAGAACAUAGUGGUGCGCGAGGAGGAGAUGCCGGAGCUCUUCACUCUGCGCUCCAAGUGCUGCCCGCUGGACGUCAAGGGCGGGCCGGAGGACAAGAUUGGGAAGAUCAACAUCCUCAUCCAGGUGUACCUCUCCCGGGGUUUCCUCGACUCCUUUUCUCUCAUCGCUGACACCGCCUACGUCUCUGCCUCGCUCGGCCGCAUUGUGCGCGCGCUCUUUGAGAUCGCUCUGAAACGAGGAUGGUGCUCACUGGCCGCCUCUCUGCUGGAAAUGGCCAAGGCGGUGGAUCAGCGCAUCUGGCCGCACCAGCACCCUCUCAGGCAGUUCGAGGGGGUGCUCACUCAAGAGGUGCUGUUCAAGCUGGAGGACCGAGGGCUGGACCUGGACCGGCUGUGCGACAUGGACGACAAUGAGAUCGCUGCCAUCAUCCGCUCGCCCUAUGCCGCCAAGCUUGUGUCGCAGUGCGUCUCUCAGUUCCCCUACCUUGAGCUCGACGCUCACAUCAGCCCCAUCACCCGCACCGUGCUUCAGGUGACGCUCUACGUGACGCCCACCUUCCAGUGGAAGGAACGAUUCCAUGGCAACUCACAGCGGUGGUGGAUAUGGGUGGAGGACAGUGAGAACGAGCACAUCUACCACACGGAGUACUUCAUCCUCUCCAAGAAGAUGAUGGCGCAGGGCACACACACGCUGUCCUUCACCAUCCCCAUCUUCGAGCCGCUGCCCCCGCAGUACUACGUACGCGCCAUCUCCGACAACUGGCUCUCCUCCUCCUCCACCCACACCAUCUCCUUCCGCCACCUCAUCCUGCCCGAGCGCCAUCCGCCCCACACAGAGCUACUCAACCUGCGGCCUCUCCCCGUCACAGCCUUGGGGGAUCCCCAGGCGGUGUCGCUGUACGGGUUUUCGCACUUCAACCCCAUUCAGACUCAAGCCUUCCACACGCUGUACCACACCGACCACAGCGUGCUGCUGGGGGCGCCCACCGGCAGUGGCAAGACCAUCUCGGCUGAGCUCGCCAUGCUCAGGCUGUUCCGCACGCAGCCAGGCAUGAAGGUGAUAUACAUUGCCCCUCUCAAGGCGCUGGUGCGGGAGAGGAUGGAGGACUGGGGCAAGAACUUCAUGCCCAAGCUCGGCAAGUGCAUGGUGGAGCUCACGGGCGACCUAACCCCAGACAUGAAGCUGCUGGUGGCGGCUGACGUCAUUGUGGCGACUCCAGAGAAGUGGGACGGCAUCACCCGCAGCUGGCACAACCGGUCGUAUGCGCAGACGGUGGGGCUGAUGGUCAUGGACGAGAUUCACCUGCUGGGCCAGGACAGAGGGCCAGUACUGGAGGUGAUAGUAUCGAGGAUGAGAUACAUCUCUGCCCGCACUGCCCGCCCCAUCCGCUUCCUCGGGCUCUCCACUGCGCUUGCCAAUGCCAGGGACUUGGCUGACUGGCUGGGGAUAGAGCGAGUGGGCCUCUUCAACUUCAAGCCCAGCGUGCGGCCGGUGCCGCUAGACGUGCACAUCCAGGGGUACCCCGGCAAGUUCUACUGCCCGCGCAUGAACGCCAUGAACAAGCCGCUCUACGCCGCCAUCCUCACACACUCGCCCGUCAAGCCCGUGCUCGUGUUCGUGUCUUCGAGGCGGCAGACCCGGCUCACUGCGCUCGAUUUGAUUCAGUACGCAGCAGCAGAUGAGCGCCCCCGGCAGUUUGUGCACGCGGGGAGGAGGAGAUGGAGGAGUACGUGGAGAUGGCAUCCUCAGCAGAGCUCAAGCACGCGCUGCAGUUUGGCAUCGGGCUGCACCACGCUGGGCUGACGCAGGGGGACCGGUCACUUGUGGAGACGUUGUUUGCUGAGCGGAAGAUUCAGGUGCUCGUGUGCACAUCCACACUUGCGUGGGGUGUGAACCUGCCGGCGCACCUGGUGGUGGUGAAGGGCACGGAGUACUUCGACGGCAAGCAGAAGCGCUAUGUGGAGAUGCCCAUCACCGACGUGCUACAGAUGAUGGGCGGGCGGGCCGGCCGCAGUUUGACAAUGAGGCCAAGGCAGUCAUUCUGGUGCACGAGCCGAAGAAGAGCUUCUACAAGAAGUUCCUGUACGAGCCGUUCCCAGUGGAGUCCUCCCUGCACCUCGUGCUGCACGAUCACCUGAAUGCAGAGGUGGCGGGCGGCAGCAUCGCCAGUGUGCAGGACGCCAUGGACUACCUCACCUGGACCUUCUUCUUCCGCCGCCUGCUCUGCAACCCCUCCUUCUACGGCCUCUCUGACACCAGUGCUGAGUCGAUCAACGUGUUCCUCUCGGACCUCGUGAGCCGCACUCUGGCGGACCUGGAUGCAGCCGGGUGUAUCGCCCUGCAUGAGGACGGCAGUGUGGAUCCGCUGCCGCCCGGACUGAUCGCCUCGCAGUACUACCUGCACUUCACCACCGCCGCACUGUUCACCGCCAAUCUCACUUCGCCGGCCGCUGCUGCGGGCGUGACGCUGGAGACCGUGCUGCAUGUGCUGUGCGGUGCUGCUGAGUUCGAUGAGCUUCCAGUCAGGCACAACGAGGAGUUUGUCAACGCUGAGCUGGCGAAGCAUGUGCGGUGGAAGGUGGACCAUCGUACCUACGACGACCCGCACACCAAGACCAACCUGCUGCUGCAGGCGCACUUCUCCCGCCUGGCCAUGCCCAUGAGCGACUAUGAAACGGACCUCAAGAGUGUGCUCGACCAGACAAUGCGCGUGCUGCAGGCGAUGAUCGACACAGCCGCUACAGCCGGCAGGCUACAGCCUUCCCUGCUGACAAUGCAUCUCACUCAGAUGGUGAUUCAGGCUGUCUGGUACGACCUCGGCUCGCCCCUUGCGAUGCUGCCACAUGUCACGCCCUCAUUGGAGGAGGCCCUGUCAGCUGCCAGGCUGGCAUCACUAUCCUCCCUGCUGACUGCCUCGCCGCACCACCUCCGCCAGCUGCUCUCCUCCCACCUCUCGCCCUCUGCUCGUGCCAACUUCCUCCAGGCUCUGGGAAUGCUGCCUCGGGUCUCCGUGUCAGUGCGAAUGAUGCCGUCACAAGCCAAGUCUGCUUCUGCUCCUUCAGCGUCAACGGCAGCAGUGGUGGUGGAAGUGUCGCUGCGUCGCUCUCGACCGUACCAGCCGCACUCCCUGCGAGCACACACGCCCUUCUUCCCCAAGGUGAAGGAGGAGGGGUGGUGGGUGGUGCUAGCAGCUGCAGACAACUCUUCGUUGCUCGCUCUCAAGCGUGUCUCGUUCACUCACCGCCUCACCACUCGCCUCCACGUACCAGAGCUGCAGGCCUCAACGAAACAGCUGUCCGUGCAUCUGAUCUCCGACUGCUACGUCGGCCUAGACCAGCUGGUAACCGUAUCAACAGAUGGUGCUGUUACCGCACAGGGGACACCGGGGCAUUAUGUGAUAGAGCAUGCAGGAUUCACAAUGGCAGCAGUUGCGGCUGGGGGAGAGAAGAAGAGGGAGCAUGUGCUGGGAAGUGGGGAAGAAGUGAGUGAAGGGCGCCAGGAAGGUGUAAGAGCAUUGGGAGGGGUGGGAGGUGAUGGUGGGGGGGUUCCGGAAGAGGAUGAAGAUGAGUUCUUUGAAGCAGAAGGGUAGCCGGGCUUGAAAGGAUGGCAGUGCAGUGACAUGGGUGGAGUGCUUGUUUGUAGUGAAUUUGAAGCAAUGUUAGCUUGUUUCUAUUAUUACUACGGUGGCUCAUGUAAAAGAUUAUGCUUGAAGAUGUAAAUGGACAACACUUUCUAUGAAGAGGAUUCAGAUAAACACUUUUGAAGUUGUGAGAUUCUUUAAUUUCUUGUGAA